AUGGCAGAAGACCAGAUGCACCAGUUUCCCGAUACCUGGACAGGCAUGGGGGAUCCUGCGCUUCAGGGCGAUGACCCAGGGCCCUUUGACCCCGAGUUUGCCAACAUGUGGGGCAUGAAUGGCGUGGUCGAGCCCAUGAACCAGAGCUGGAUGGAUGUCGACAUCACGCCACAGGAGGCACCUGCGAUGGCCCAGCAGCACAUGUCCGAAGCAGUCCCUAUGCCGCAACAGCAACAACAGCAGCAUCCCUAUCCUAUCCUGGCUGCGCAGCAACCCCAUCACGCUUCGAUGCCGACACAUGUGCAUCAGCAGAUGCGCCAGCAGCGGGAGGACGACGCCAUGAUGCAGGCGCAGAUGCAGGUGGCGAGUGUGUUCCGACAUUAUAGUGGUACGUCCCGUGAUUUCUUUUCUUCUAAUCAUGGUUUUGCAUAUGAGUGGCUUGGCAUGGGUGGGGUGAAUAAUUCUUGCAUCCUUCUGGUCUCUGGUCUAGGAAGGCACGAUCCUGGCCAUGGUGGGCUUUCUGGUCGCUCUUGCCUCACAACUGACCAUGCCGUCGUUGCCCGGCAACAAUGCGAUUGACCUGCCUUCCCUUGACAUGGCGUCGACUUCUGCGGACAAAAUUCUCCUCUUCCAAGACAAAUUCAUUGGAUAUAUCAUUUCUACGCCCCACGGCCGCCCUGCGAGGAGUACAUAUCCAGCAUGUCCUUUCUCGAGCCAGACGAUGGUACGUGUCCGACGUGCAAUGCCCUGUGGGAAUGGUGCAUCUGCGGACAUGUCGACUAUGGCAUCUGUACGGACACAGACUCACCACUUUCUUCAACACUUGAUCCCACGCCCUUUACGUCCGGUAUGGCCCGGGACUGCCAAGCAAUGCCAACCACACAACCUCGGCCAACGCCUUAUCCGAUCCAAUUUGCUCCGAUGCCGGCCGCCCACGCCCCCACCUCGGAGGACUGCUCUCAAUCUAAUCAGAUCAUCUUGCGUGCGAAUCAGAUUCCUCCACCUCCACUACACGUUUCGCAAUGUCUGUGACUGUCGCGACACAGAAUGCUGACGAGAAGCCAACAGACGGCGACAUCCCAUACCAGCACCAGGCCGCCUUGCAGCAUAUGCAAGGCCAGCCUAGCCAGCUCUCUCCCGUAGACCAGCAGCACCCCAACGCCUUCCCGGCGCAAUUUCAGCACUCACCACCGCGCGGCAGCGAUGCCGUUCCCAUUCCACCUGGGCCCUCCACGCGCAGCAGCUUCAGUAGUGUCGGCAGCCCAGGCACUCAGCAGAACGGCGACAUGGUUGUCCAGCAAAGCGGUCCGAUGAGCUCGAGCGUCAACAUCCCCCAACGCCCGCGCCCGGGCAGGAAGCCCAUCCCACAGGAAGAUGCGGCCGACAGAAGGAGACUACAGAACCGCAUCGCUCAGCGCAACUUUCGCGAUAAGCGCCAGCAGAAGCUCCAGGAAACUCUCCACGAACUUGAGCUGAAGAAGCGAGAGUACCAGGCUUCGGUCAGCGACAUCCGGCGGAAUAUCGAGUCGGAGCGGCAGCAGCACCGCAGGACAGUGGACCAGGUGAAUAGGGAGCAAGCACGCGCAAAUUCUGCAGAACGUCGAUGCAACGAAAAGGACAACCAGAUCAGAGCACUACAGAAGGAGGUCGAGGAAUUGCGGCGAUUUCAACAGAUGCAGAGCCAGAACACCGGUCGAUUCAUCCCGGCGCCAGCCGGACUCAAGCUCACGCAGCCAUCCCCAUACACCCCUCCAGAGGAUACGCCCAUCUCUCCGUCGACUACUACCAACUAUAAUGAUCUGGAGACGGAUUACACCGCCCGCUUCGCAUCCUCCAACCACAACUUGCGUCACACCGCCAGCAACGAUAGCGCCAUGGACUUCAGCUACACGCAGCCCAACGACGAUCCUUGUGGCUUCUGCACCGAUCCAAGCAACUGUUUGUGUGCUGCUGCCAGCCACGAGGAGAAGAAUCACGCCGAGCCUGCUGCCCCGGUAAACGGCCCUGGUAGCUGCGACAUGUGCCGCAAGGACCCUAAGCGUGCCCAGGCCUGUCGUGACCUGGCCAACUCCGCUCAGAUGGGUACCCGCCCACGAACUGGACUAGGUCCUCGUCCUUUCGCCGAGACCAACGUGACGACGAAGAGUUCGAUGCCGCCGCCGCCACCUAUGUCGUGCAGCUCAAUGAUCGAUGCCUUCAACCAGUUCGGCGAGCGUACCUCGUCCAUUGGCACGCUUUUCGGCGGAAAGCUGAACGCAUAUCCCGCUCGUUCCGGCGGCGGAUACGAGAUAGAGGAGACGCAAGCCGCCGAGGUGCUUACCGCUUUGUCGCGGCGUAGCACGCAUUCGGAGGGUGGCAUGACAGACGCUGGCAUCGCACACUCGCGCAAGGACAGUGACAUCUAG
Messenger RNA from Lecanosticta acicola, 2405 nucleotides. Lineage: Eukaryota; Fungi; Ascomycota; Dothideomycetes; Mycosphaerellales; Mycosphaerellaceae. The record is from the annotation of a GenBank genome assembly.